Molecule: messenger RNA, 1478 nt
Organism: Tribolium castaneum (red flour beetle)
Lineage: Eukaryota; Metazoa; Arthropoda; Insecta; Coleoptera; Tenebrionidae
Gene: U3-55K
Product: U3 small nuclear riboprotein factor 55K
Exons: 7
Coding region: 117-1472 (451 amino acids)
Cellular component (GO): small-subunit processome
Molecular function (GO): U3 snoRNA binding; protein binding
Source: RefSeq, a predicted model, not a curated record
UUGUUUAAAGCUCUCUCUUAUUCUAUGAGCAUGACUUAACCUCCAAUUCAAAAAAUUUAUCAACCCAGCACGUGUGACAAUUAUUUACAGAAUCUUUAUAGUUUAUUACGUUUACGAUGUCAUUUUUUAUCAAGUCAAAGUCAAUUAACGGCACUGCUAAAUUUUCAGCAGAUAAACGCAGAAAACGGAGGGCUGAACCUGCCUCCAGUAAAAACGAGGAAGUGACCAGUAGCGAGGACGAAGACAGUGACCAUAAUCUAGCCGAAGAGUCGGAAGACGAGCAUGAGACGGCACAAGAAAAGAAGCUAAGGCUAGCCAAAGUUUACUUAGAGGAAAUUGAACGCGAAGAGCAAAGGCGGUUACAAGACAAGGAAGUUAGUAAAGAAGUUAUAUCAGAAAGGCUAAAAACAGAUCAUUUGAAACAAAUCGGGAAGUACAGAAUUACAAUUGCCGACAAGUAUCAAGGUGUAGACCAAAGUAAUUAUAAAGUUUUGAAAUGUCGCGAGCAACAAAAUACAAUUACGUGCCUCUGUUUAUCGUCGGACGAUAACUGGGUUUUUUCCGGCAGCAAAGACGGAAUUGUGGUUAAAUGGUCCCUUAAAGAAAAUAAAAAAUUUGGAAUUAUCCCGUUUGUUAAGGUAAACGUCGAACAAGUCAAAGGCCACACGGGCUGCAUCUACAGCAUAGCAAUUUCCACAGACAGCAAAUUUCUAGUUGUUGGCGAUUCUUCGAAUUUAAUUCAAGUGUGGGACCCCCAAACCCUGCAGCAUGUCUCAACCCUCAAAGGCCACAAAAAGCCAGUCACUGCCCUUUGCUUGAAACACAACAGUCACACCUUGUACUCAGCCAGUAGCGACAGAUCUGUGAGAGUUUGGACUUUGGACGAAAUGGCCUUUGUUGAGACGCUGUUCGGUCACCAAGACGGCAUCACUUCCAUUGACGUCCUCAACUCCGAUAAACCCCUCUCAAGCGGGGGCCGCGACGGCACUGUGAGACUGUGGAAAGUUAGCGAAGAGUCCCAGUUGAUUUUUAACGCCCAUCCCGGGAACAUCGACUGUGUUAAAUGGAUCAGUGACCAGUAUUUUGUCUCUGGGGGGGACGAUGGGCAAGUGAGUGUUUGGAGUUGCUUGAAAAAGAAGCCCAUCUCAUGUGUUAAAGCCGCACAUGGUGUUGACUCGAGCAAUAACCAGCCGUUUUGGAUAAGUGCCGUGGGGUCACACGUCCACAGCGAUGUCAUAGCGUCAGGGUCACAGGAUGGCUUCCUUAGGCUUUGGAAAUUGGAAAAUAAGUUUCUCCAAAUAACUAAGUUGUUUGAAAUACCAGUCCCUGGUUUUAUCAACGCGUUGGCGUUCACUUCAGAUGGGCGGAAACUGGUGGUCGGGGUCGGAAGGGACCACAGGUUAGGUAGGUGGAACACCGUUAAGUCGGCAGUAAACAGCAUACACGUAAUACCGUUGCAAAUAAACGAUUAAUUUAUA